This is a messenger RNA of Colletotrichum spaethianum, 564 nucleotides long. RefSeq lists its product as uncharacterized. Gene Ontology annotation, molecular function: acyltransferase activity, transferring groups other than amino-acyl groups. NCBI's taxonomy places the organism in Eukaryota, Fungi, Ascomycota, Sordariomycetes, Glomerellales, Glomerellaceae. The coding region runs from base 1 to 564 and encodes 187 amino acids. The record is from RefSeq and is a predicted model, not a curated record. The transcript is spliced from 2 exons.
AUGCCGAAUCAGAUAUCCAAGCAGUGGUACAAGGAUGACUACCUUAUCUCCACCGACCGGUCGCUCCUCGACCUCAAGGCCAUCAACGAUGCGUUUGACUCGGAGUUGUUGUGGUGGACAAGGCGGGUGUCGGAGGACGCUCUGCGUAGGAUGAUUGACAACUCGCUGUGUCUUGGUAUCUACAAGCUCCCCGCGUCUACCGCCGAUAUUGCAGUCUACUUCCAACCGUUGCUAGGCAAAAAGGGACCCGAGCUCGUGGGCCUCGCCCGAAUCGUCACGGAUUACGUCACCAUCGGCUACCUUGCAGACAUCUACGUGCUGCCGUCACAUCAGGGCAAAGGCCUAGCGCCGUGGCUGAUGGAGUGUUUGAACGAGAUCUUGGAUGAGUGGCCGGACCUGAGACGCUUCUUACUCCUGACCUCGUCACCGCAGGCGAGCAAGCUGUACGAGCAGGCGUUGGGGACGUUUGAGUGGGGCCAGUCGCACUCUGGAAAGCUGUAUCUGCUCGAGAAGAGGGGGUCAUCGAUGCCCGAGGGCCCGGCUGACACGGACGACGAUGAGUGA